AUGGCUGCUGCUACUGCUGCUGCUCCACGGUUUGCGCCAGAAGACCCUACACUUCCCAAGCCAUGGAGAGGAUUGGUUGAUGGCAAAACUGGGUACCUUUAUUAUUGGAACCCAGAAACUAAUGUGACACAAUACGAGAAGCCUUCUGCACCAUCUCUUCCAUCCAAGCCACCUUCGGUGCCCAUCAAUUCCUCAGUGCAGGUACAGCAGCCUUCUCGCCGUGCGUAUAGUCCUGAAAAAGAAGAUGAUAGGUAUGGGAGGAGUAGCAAUGGUGCACCAACUAGAACUGAAACUGUAGCAAGGAGUAUCCAGAAUGAAAGAAGUUUGGUUUCACAAAAUGGAACAAUCAAUGACUCUGUUGGAUUUGCUGCCAGAGGACCUGCACCCUCAGCAGGUGGAAACAGUUUAUCAGCAGAGGCAUACAGGCGUCGCCAUGAAAUUACUGUCACAGGUGGUGAUGUGCCACCACCUCUUAUGUCAUUUGAAGCCACUGGGUUCCCUUCCGAGUUACUAAGAGAGGUAUACAGUGCUGGGUUCUCUGCCCCAACUCCAAUUCAGGCACAGUCAUGGCCUGUUGUUAUGCAGAGUAGAGAUAUUGUGGCCAUUGCCAAAACCGGUUCUGGUAAAACCCUAGGUUACUUGAUCCCUGCCUUUCUCCAUCUCAAGCGUCUUCGCAAUGACCCUCGAAUGGGUCCGACUAUCCUGGUAUUGUCACCUACAAGAGAAUUGGCAACACAGAUUCAAGAAGAGGCUGUGAAGUUUGGGAAGUCAUCAAGAAUUGGCUGCACGUGUUUAUAUGGAGGAGCACCUAAGGGUCCACAACUAGGUCAGUUAGACAGAGGAACUGACAUAGUUGUUGCAACUCCUGGUCGUCUGAAUGACAUUUUGGAGAUGAGAAGAGUAAGCCUUGGUCAGGUAUCAUACCUAGUUCUUGAUGAGGCUGAUAGGAUGCUGGAUAUGGGGUUUGAGCCUCAAAUACGGAAGAUAGUUAAGGAGGUCCCUUCCCGUCGUCAAACCCUCAUGUACACAGCAACUUGGCCAAAGGAGGUUCGGAAAAUUGCUGCAGAUCUUCUGGUCAAUCCUGUCCAAGUGAAUAUUGGGAAUGUCGAUGAGCUUGUGGCAAACAAGUCUAUCACACAGCAUGUUGAGGUACUGGCAUCCAUGGAGAAACACAGGCGUUUGGAGCAGAUACUACGCUCCCAGGAACCGGGAUCUAAGGUUAUCAUCUUUUGUUCAACCAAGAAAAUGUGCGACCAACUUGCUCGUAACCUUUCUCGUCAGUUUGGAGCUGCUGCUAUCCAUGGAGACAAAUCACAGGGUGAGAGGGAUCAUGUGCUGAGUCAGUUUCGAUCAGGGAGGGCUCCUUUGCUUGUAGCUACUGAUGUCGCUGCUCGGGGGCUGGAUGUAAAGGAUAUUAGGGUGGUUGUCAAUUAUGAUUUUCCUACUGGCGUGGAAGAUUAUGUGCAUAGGAUUGGCAGAACCGGAAGAGCUGGUGCUACAGGUAUAGCUUAUACAUUCUUUGGUGAGCAGGAUGCCAAAUAUGCCUCAGACCUCAUCAAAGUAUUAGAGGGUGCAAGCCAGAAGGUUCCUCCGGAGAUCCGUGAUUUGGCCUUGCGAGGUGGUGGGGGAUUUGGUAGAAAUAGACGAUGGGGUAACGGCAAUGGUGGAGGUCGUGAUUCUGGUGGCCGUGGUGGUGGUGGUCGUGGUGAUUUCAGUUUCGGUGGGAGGGAUGCCGGCAGGGGCAGUUGGGCUCCUAGUUCAUCUAACAGGUAUGAUAGUCGUCCUAGUGAUGGAUAUGGAGGAGGACCGGACAAGGGGUCUAGCUGGAGCGAGCGCCCUGCUAGUAAAGGGUGGAGCCGCGAUCGCAGCCGGAGUAGGAGUCCUGGACCUGCUGGCGGUCGUGGAAGUUUUCACAUGGCGAUGAUGGAGCGUAGCAGGAACGGUGGUGGUGGUGGUAAAAGUCCCUAG
Messenger RNA from Linum trigynum, 1968 nucleotides. Lineage: Eukaryota; Viridiplantae; Streptophyta; Magnoliopsida; Malpighiales; Linaceae. The record is from the annotation of a GenBank genome assembly.